Messenger RNA from Paramecium tetraurelia, 2322 nucleotides. RefSeq lists its product as uncharacterized. Lineage: Eukaryota; Ciliophora; Oligohymenophorea; Peniculida; Parameciidae. The record is from RefSeq and is a predicted model, not a curated record. Gene Ontology annotation, biological process: nuclear-transcribed mRNA catabolic process. The transcript has 4 exons. Gene Ontology annotation, cellular component: nucleus. Gene Ontology annotation, molecular function: RNA binding; 5'-3' RNA exonuclease activity; zinc ion binding.
AUGGGAGUACCCGCAUUCUUUAGAUGGCUAUGUGCCAGAAAUCCAAAGGCUCUUUUAGAAGUCUUGGAAAAUUCCGAUGAAUCCUCCUUAUCAAACAACCCAGAUAUUGAUAAUCUAUAUCUUGAUAUGAAUGGUAUCAUUCAUCCCUGUUCUCAUCCUGACUAAGGAGGCAUUCCAAUUCCAGUCACAUAUGAUGACAUGUUUGUGAAUGUAUUUCACUACAUAGAUCGUUUAGUUGAUAUUGUUCGUCCAAAGGAAUUGAUAUACAUGGCCAUUGACGGUGUUGCCCCAAGAGCAAAAUUGAAUUAAUAAAGAAGUCGUAGAUUUAGAGCUGCAUAGGAAUCCAUAAGAAUUCAAAAGGAAAAGGAACGCUUACGAGAUUACUGGAGAACUUAAGGCUUAAAUUCGGAUGCUUUAAAUACUUAUAUUGAGAAAAACUUUGACAGUAACUAAAUCACUCCAGGAACUGAAUUCAUGCAAAAGUUAAACAUUGCCUUGCAGUAUUACAUUUAUGAUCGAAUGAACAAUAAUCCUCUAUUUAGAAAUGUUCUCAUAAUAUUCAAUGAUUCAAGCAUCCCAGGAGAAGGAGAACACAAAAUCCUUUAAUUUGUGAGAGAUCAAAGAAGGCAAAUGAAUUAUAAAACAGUCAGGCAUUGUUUGUAUGGAGCCGAUGCCGAUUUAAUUAUGUUGGGUUUGAGUACACAUGAGCCAUAUUUUUAUGUGAUAAGAGAAACGAUAAUGGCUAAUGAUGAUAAACAAUGCUCCAUUUGUUAACAGAAGGGUCAUUUCUUUACUGAUUGUAAAAAGAGAGAGAAGUAAUAUAAUUAGAUUCAAUAACAACAAAAGAAUAAAUUAAUUUAAGUUGAUUUUCAAAUAUUGCAACUUAAUAUUGUUAGGGAAUUCUUAUAUUUUGAGACUAGGGAUUUACAAGCCUCCUUGAAAGGGUAAUAUGAUUUAGAAAGAAUCAUUGAUGAUUUUGUAUUUAUGUGUUUUUUAGUCGGAAAUGAUUUUCUACCUCAUAUUCCUUGCUUGAAAAUAACAGAAGGAGGUAUUGAUUGUCUGCUGAUUAUAUAUAAAACAAUUCUGUCAUAAAUAGGAGAUUAUUUAACAAAUUGUGGAGAACUGAAUUUGUAAUAGAUGAAUUAAUUUCUAUUUCAUGUUGGAUUAAUUGAAGAUGAACUCAUUAAAGGUUAGGAGAAAAAGAAGGAAAUAGUUAAGAAUAGAAGAGAAAGAAAUGCAGAAAUGAAAGAAUAAAAGGUUUUGAUGGCUCCUGAGUUUAGUAUUGUAGAUACAUAGAAAGAGAUUCUAUCCAAAUUUAAAUCUGCAUUAAAAGACAAAUUGACAGAAAUCAAUCAAUAAGAAAUUGAUUAAGCGUAAUCAGCAAAAUCAUCACAAGAAUUAAAGAAAUGGAAGGCUGUUAGUUACAAGUAAAGAUAUUACUAAGAGAAAUUUGGAAUAAAACCUGCUUAAUUUAACGAAUUUCAGCAUAGAAUAAAGAUAUCAUAUUUAGAAGCAUUGGCUUGGACAUUAAAAUAUUAUUAUUAAGGAUGUGUAGAUUGGGGCUGGUUCUAUCCUUAUCAUUAUGCACCAUUUGCAUAAGAUCUGACCAAUUUGGAUUAAUGUCUGUUUGAAUUCUCAUUGAACACUCCUUUUAAGCCAUAUUAGUAAUUAUUAGCAGUGCUGCCUCCUUAAUCAGCCUAAUUUCUACCCAGACCUUAUUAAUAAUUGAUGUUAGAGACUUCAUCUCCUAUAGCAGAUUUCUAUCCAACUGACUUUGUAGUUGAUUUGAAGGGCAAGAAAUUUGCAUGGCUUGGAGAGGUAGUAUUGCCAUUUGUUGAUGCUGAUAGACUAAUAAAGGCAAGUAAUAUAGGAGUUAGUUUAUCCAAAUUGGAAUAGGAAAGAGAUAGAUUAGGAUAAACAUUGAUCUUUAGUCUUAAAAAACAUGAAUCCUUUAAUUUCUAAUAGUGUCAUAUCUAGGUUUAAGUUGAUUGGUUACCUCGUUUUCCAGUUGGAAGUGAAAUCAAAUCGCCCAUACCUACUAUGGGAAACAUCUUCAAUAAUUAAAUUAUUUGCGGGGCUUUAUUGAAAACAAUAAUUGAAAUUGAUGCAUCAUUUAUCUAGAAUCAGAUUAGGAAAGGAACUAUUAUGCCACCAGAAUUCUUGGAUGAAUAUUACAUGAAUUAAUGUGAGUAGAAUAAGAGAUCGUUUGGAGGUGAAGCUGUAAGAAGGAUAGUUUAUUCGAUUUUGGGAGUCAAAUAAGUGAGGAGAUUAGACAGAUAGUAAGACGAUUUUGAUUAAAUAAAAAAAUAAACAAAGUUAUGA